GUGCUCUACACUCAGCACACGACGAGCGACGCGACCGUCUUGGUGCGCAACGCGAGCCAGCACGGCCAGCUCAAUGGCACCCUCGCCCCCAAAAACUUUAGUCAACUCAGCGUCGUGCACGCCAACGGCAAGAGUCCGUUCAAGAACGCGGGGCGCAUGCUCCAGUGCUGGAAAGACCACCCCGAGUUCCCGAUCUUGCACCAGUACUCGAGCGACGACUGGUCCAACGGCACGUACAACGAGCUCUGGCGCGACAAGCCGCCGGCCAACGUCGACUUUCACUUUGGCAAGUACGUCUCAUCUUUGGGCUUUGCAAAGAUCUUGAACGACGCGACGGUGAUUGUGUGUCCGAGUGCCAUGGAAGGGUUUGGCCACUACAUCAACCAAGCGCGCGCGGCGGGCGCCCUCGUUGUGACGACGGACGCGCCCCCCAUGGACGAGUUUGUCGACGACGACUCGGGGGUGCUCAUCCACGGCAUCACGCCGUGGGCCGACAAAGCCACGAUGGGCCAGAACUUUAUGUUUGAAGUGCCGACGCGCGCCAUUUGCGAGUCGAUUCAAGACAUCCUGGCCAUGGACCCGCACGAGCGGGCGCGGCGCGCGGCCAACGGCGUGCGGCGAUAUUUCAAGCAACGACAGUAUUUCAAACAGAGUAUGCAGACGCUGCAAGCGAUGGUGUAUCAACGCUAA
This is a messenger RNA of Saprolegnia parasitica CBS 223.65, 690 nucleotides long. RefSeq lists its product as hypothetical. Lineage: Eukaryota; Oomycota; Saprolegniomycetes; Saprolegniales; Saprolegniaceae. The record is from RefSeq and is a predicted model, not a curated record. The coding region runs from base 157 to 690 and encodes 177 amino acids. Gene Ontology annotation, molecular function: glycosyltransferase activity. The transcript has 2 exons.